AUGCGGUUGAAGACUACGAUAGAUGCUAUCAAAUGGCUUACAUUUCAAGCUUGUGCAUUUAGAGGUUGUGAUGCAAGUCAUGAUUCUAAUAAUCAAGGGAAUGUUAUUGAAUUGAUAAAGCUCUUGGCAUCUUAUAAUGCGGAUGUGGCAGAUGUUGUGUUACAUAAAGCUCCUCAAAAUGCUUCAUACUACUCGCAUCGAAUUCAAAAAGAGAUUCUUAGUAUUUUCUUUGACAAAAUACAAAGAUUCAUUCAUGAGGAGAUUGAUGAAGGAAAAAUUUGCAUUAUAGUGGAUGGAGAUCGAGAUGAAUCAAAGAGGGAGAAAAUGGUCAUUGUUCUAAGAUUUGUUGAUAAAGAUGGUUUUAUAAAGGAGCAUUUUUUUGACAUAGUUCAUGUAUCGGAUACAACAUCAGCAACUUUGAAAGAAGAAAUAUGUAUUGUCCUAUCUUGUCAUAAUCUCAGUGUACAAAAUAUUUGUGAUCAAGGAUAUGAUGGUGCUAGUAAUAUGCGUGGAGAAUGGACUGGGUUGCAGGCCUUAUUUCUUCAUGACUGUCAUUUUGCGUAUUAUGUUCAUUGCUUUUCUCAUCGACUCCAAUUAGCAUUGCAUGAUCAGUUGAAAGUUGCUCAAGCUAAAGAAAUUGCAGCAAAACUUGCCAUUGAUAAAGUUGAAACUGUCUUAAGUAAUGCCAUCAAUGAUGGAGCCACCUCUACUCAACGUGCAGAUGCAGAUGGAGUUUAUGAUAAGAUUACAUCUUUUGAGUUUGUGUUUAUCUUACAUCUUAUGAGAGAUAUUAAUGAUGAUAUUUGCCAAGCUUCGCAACGUAAAUCCCAAGAUAUAUUGAAUGCAAUGCAUCUACUGUCAACUACAAAAGAACUUGUUCAAAAAUAUAGAGAAGAUGGAUGGAUUCCUUUAUUGGAGAAUGUUCAACUAUUUUGUGAAAAAUAUGACAUAGAUAUUCCUAAUAUGAGUGCUCGUUACACAUCUGAUAAAGGUCAUGCUUGUCACCAAAGAGAUCACACUACUAUUGAGCAUCAUUUUCGGGUUGAUAUUUUUACAAUUAUAUGUGAUUCUCAAUUGCAAGAAUUGAACAACAGAUUUAAAGAAGAUGUGAUGGAGUUUCUUAUUCUUAGCUUUGCUUUAGAUCCUAGGGAUGACUACUGUUUAUUAAAAAUUGAAGACAUAUGCAAGCUUGCAAAUAAAUUUUAUCCUAAUGACUUUACAGAGCAAGAAAUUCCAUGCAAAAUUGCGAGAUUGACAUCCUUAAACAUCUUGAGUUUUAGCAACUAUUGA
Camellia sinensis is the source of this 1290-nucleotide messenger RNA. RefSeq lists its product as uncharacterized. The record is from RefSeq and is a predicted model, not a curated record. NCBI's taxonomy places the organism in Eukaryota, Viridiplantae, Streptophyta, Magnoliopsida, Ericales, Theaceae.